This is a messenger RNA of Haplochromis burtoni (Burton's mouthbrooder), 5561 nucleotides long. It is a transcript of the gene kank3, whose product is annotated as KN motif and ankyrin repeat domains 3. Gene Ontology annotation, cellular component: cytoplasm; cytoskeleton. Gene Ontology annotation, biological process: negative regulation of actin filament polymerization. The record is from RefSeq and is a predicted model, not a curated record. Gene Ontology annotation, molecular function: protein binding. The transcript is spliced from 12 exons. Lineage: Eukaryota; Metazoa; Chordata; Actinopteri; Cichliformes; Cichlidae. The coding region runs from base 1843 to 4827 and encodes 994 amino acids.
AGGGUCUACCUUACAAUAUAAAGCACCUUGAGGCGACAGUUGCUGUGAUUUGACGCUGUAUAAAUAAAAUUGAAUUGAAUAGAUUAGAUUAAUAAUCCCCUGUGAAAAUGGAUUUAAUUAUUUUGGAGUAAUUAACAGCUAAUUUGAUCACUUGUUUAAGUAAUGCCUUAUUUAAACAGGAAGGUCCUCUCUAGGUUGACCUGCAUUGUUAAAACAAAACCAUGUCAUAAACAAAAUACUGCUGAAUUUCCUGCACUGAAACACAUUCUUGUCUGCCGUGCUCGUGACCAGCUGGCCACGUUCUCAGACUCCGGUUUCAGAGCAGUGGGCACCAAUUUCAUUGGCAGAUGUGAAAUUCGAAGAAGACAAAAGAACAAAAGCAAUGCACUAAACUGCACAGUUAAAACAACAACAACAAAAACACCCUAAAAGUUAUCAGUGGUGUGAAAACAAUCACUUUUGAGCUGUUUAAAACGGUGUCACAGCUGUAUAUCUUUGUGUAUACGGUGUGUUUUGUGCCAGCCUCAGACUCUGCGUGUGUGUUUGAGAGUGUGAAAGACUUGACAGCGGGGCUCUCAGCUGGUUAGGGCUCGGGGUGUAGAGGGAAGGAAUGCAGCUUCUUUCCGCAGUCUGUAAUUUGCUGUCAUCAAAUCAGAGAGAAAAACAGCAACACAUGAGAGGAGCCGAGGGAAAUGUGUGUGUAUGUGUGUGUGUGUGUGUGUGUGUCUGUGUGUGUCUUGUGGAUAGCUGGGGGUGAGAAGAAGGGAAAAGUCAUGUGAGAAGGGUUAAGAUGAGGAAGACAAGAGCUGGGAAACGAAGAGGAGCAGGGAGGAAAUGAAGGGAGCUGUGGAGGAAGAAGUGAGAAAGAGGAGACUUGCCCGUUGACUCUUGUUUUAACAAUCUAAUGAACUUGCAGCACAAUGGGUGACUCUCUUUAAUGAGUAAUGCCUCAGCAUGUCUCAGCAUUCAAUGUGGUGUUGAUUUUCGGGAGUAAAAGUCUCCUUCUUUUGUUUUUUACUUUCUGAAUGGCGCCUCUUACAGCAGCUGCUUGUUUACAGUAUUUUCUUCAGUUUGUUUUCUGUGUUGCUCCGUAUGGUAAACAAAUUAUCUGAAGUGGAAGCAUUUCUGAAGGAAUUGUAUUAACAUGGUUGCGUCACUAGUGUCAGCCUUGAACUGUUAAGCCAACAAUUUAAUCAUGGAAAACGCACUAUUUUCAAGGAGUGUCCUUUCUUCUAUUCAGCAAGUUAAAACAGCCCUACUGAACCUGUAAUCCAACAGCUUCACAUUAGUAAAUAUGGACAUAAUACCACAGUCUGCAAGGAGGAGGAAAAUAUACAACACACAGCACUGUGACUCAUACCUAACUGGAUUCAAUAACAACAGGCUAACUGAACCUUACUAAAGCAAACAACACUGAGACUCAAUUUGUGAACUGCAGACAAGUGCUCAGACAAAAACUGUAGGUAGGAUUACAUGUUACUAAAAGUGACCGCUGAAUCGAGAUUUCUGUGACUUGUUUUUGAGCUCUGCUUAGCUUGUGUUUGGUUUUAAACAAAGCCAAUACAAAAACUCAAAGUACUGCUCUCUGCUUUGGUCGAGGCCACAUCUUUAAAAAGCUUUUGUGUGGCUUUUGUCUGAUUGGCACAGACACUGCAGAGUUGUGUUUGCUGUGGUCUGGGAGUCAAAUGUGGCUGAAACACUGAGGGGAACCUGAAGCCCGUACUACUUAGCCAGGGCUGUGUGAAGCAGGGAGGACGAACGACCUGAGCUCCAGCUGCAUGAAUUAAUCACCAGGUGUUGAUUCAAAGCUGUGUGCGUCCUGAAAGGUCCUCGUCCUGAAAAAUGACUCAGUCUGUGCAAGUUAACCCAAAGCUGCCUGAUCUAGGCUCGCCUUUCCAUUACCCCAGUCAAGAGGAAGCAGAUCAGCAAGCUUCUUACUCUGUCCAGACUCCGUAUGGAUUUCAGCUGGAUCUAGACUUUCUUAAAUAUGUAGAAGAGAUAGAAAGUGGGCACAACCUCCGUCGCGCACCCAUCAGUUCUCGACGCUCUGGUCGGGGGCUAAAACUCUCCCAGAGGAGUCUGGGUGUGGGGGGGCGUACCAGUGGCUGGACGUCCACUGAGUCGCUCUCAUCCCCGGUCAGCGAAGAUGGCAGAGCUCCACCGCCACCACCGCCUCGUAACCGGCUUGGGUCAGCUCCCUGCGAGACAGUCUCCCUUUCCCCUGUAACUUUUCUCAACGUUCCUCCGUUAUCUGCUGGGGCAAAAGUGCCACCGCCUCCACCACAACGUAACCCCAGAGUUGAGCGGACUCUCCUGGAAACCAGCCGGAGGCUACAGCAGGAACAAACCCACCAGAACCAAAAUGGCGCCCGCUUCCAGCUUGCAGAUCCUCCCAAACUGCUCUUACCCUCUCCAGCCAUGCAGUCUCUGCAAAGUAGUUGGACCAAACCCAGUCCUCAGACAUCUGGGCGCAGCACUCCAGCUGCUGGCACCACUGUGACCCCAAUCCCACCCAGCCAACUGCAAACAGUUAGAGAGCAAAUGGCAACAGCCUUGAAGCAGCUGAAGGAGAUGGAAGAAAGGGUAAAAGGUGUUCCUGCACUUGAGAAAGAAGUGGCCAAGCUUCGUGCAGAGAAAGAUAUGCUCUUGUUAGCCCUGCAGGAGAAGAAGGCAGCCAUGGACUUGGCCCAACAAAAGCAACAGUUUACAGAGACAUCGACCCAAACCGUAGAGAUCCUCCAAACUGAACACAGUCGAUUGACUUCACCGACCUCGACUGGACACAAAGGCUUUGUAAAAUCUGGUGAGCUGAAAAGGCUGACAGAAAAGUUUGAAGGGAAAGAGGAGAAACCCCUCAAAUUGUCAAGUAAGACUUUAGUAAACGCCCCUGAAAAAACAGUCAUUCAGAAGAAGUCAGUGGCUGUAGGGGACGACAUGCCGAUGGCCUCAGUUGUUUUAUACUACAGAGAUGGUGUAAAAGAUGCAUGUGAGGGCACCAGAGUGAAUGUUUGUGAGAAAUGCACAGAAACCGAACCCCCCCUGGUUCAGGAGGAGGGAAUUCAAACCAGAGUGGAGACAGAAGAGGCUGAGGUUUGGGUCAUGGAGUCACUACUUGGCCUGACCACAGAAGCACAGCGGGAGAUAGACACCUUACAGGACACCAUUAAAUUCCAACAGGAGUCCAUUGUGGCUCUAGAGGAUCGGUUGAGUGUUGCAGAUAAAGACCUUGGAGUUCUUAGAGCGAAGAUGGAGGAAAACAUCUCCAAAAUCACAUUUGAGAAGGGGGUUCUUGCCAAACCUGUCAUGACAAAUGCCCAAGUAGAAACGCUAACUUCUGCAUUAAAGCACACUGCAGUUUCUUGUCAUCCGGAGAUGGCCGAUGCAUGUGUAGGUGAAGACGCAGAGUCAGAUCAAAGUGAACAAAGCACCCAGACCGAUGCAUUAGAGACACUAGAAGAACGAGCUCCGGCUGCUCCGGUUGUACUCGUUAGCACCGGGUGUCAAUGGGAGAACUUAAGCGAGGAAAAGACUGAAGAGCAAAAAGUUACUGUACCAAAGAGGAGACAGCUGACUAUUGCUGAAUACAAGGUCUCACCAGAAGAAGAAGAAGUAGUUGGAAAGGUUAAGAAUGAAGGAGGAGAUGAAAAAGAGAAGACUGCAGCCAGCAGCACCAAGACAGGUUUGCUGAAAUCAAUCAUGAAGAGGAAAGACGGGAAUAACGCAGGGGACAACCGCAGCAGCAGCAAGAAGAGCCUGCAGUUUGUUGGUAUUCUAAAUGGAGGGUAUGAAUCAACAUCCAGUGAAGAAGAGGAGGAAGAAGAGGAGGAAGAUGGGAGUUCUUCUGGAGAAAGUGUCGAAGGCGAGUGCUUGGACAGCACUGAAGAAGAUGAGGCAGCUUUGGAGGAAGAAACGUCAGAGGAGGAGAGAAACGUUAACCUGGAUGAGAGUGACACUGAUGAGGAAACGCUGAGAGCUGCAAAUUAUUCAUCUGAUGGUGUGAAAGAAAAAUUUGAGUUGAGCUCAAAAAUGCGAGAAGCCUGUCUCAUUCUGAAGAACCACCUAAACGAUGACCUCAAAACACUGAAGAGUAAGGAAGUGCUCUCCAGCACACACACUGUCCAACUAGAGUGGUUUCGUAUCUCCAGCGCGAAGAUGGCUCAGCCGCCGCGGGUCUCCGACUACCUGAUGGCGUUCUCCGAGGUGUCAUCAAUGCUGCUGGAGCACGCAGUCAACAUGACAGAUGGCAAUGGGAAUACAGCUCUUCACUACAGCGUCUCUCACUCUAACUUUGGUGUGGUGGAGCUGCUGCUGGACACAGGUGUGUGCUCUGUGGAUAAGCAGAACAAGGCGGGCUACACAGCCAUCAUGUUGGCUGCUCUGUCAACUGUGAAGAAGGAGGAGGACAUGGUUGUGGUCAAGAAGCUCUUCAGUCAGGGUAAUGUCAACGCCAAGGCCAGCCAGGCAGGCCAGACGGCAUUAAUGUUAGCAGUCAGCCACGGGCGUCAGGAGAUGGUGCGGGCGCUUCUCGAGUGUGGAGCCGAUGUCAACGUGCAGGACGAUGAGGGAUCGACGGCUCUGAUGUGUGCCAGUGAGCACGGCCGAACUGAGAUCGUCAAACUGCUCCUGGAACAGCCCGGGUGCGACAUAUCCAUUGUGGAUAACGAUGGAAGCAAUGCUCUGUCCAUCGCACUGGAGGCAUCCCACAACGACACAGCUGUGCUACUCUACGCUCAUAUGAACUAUGCCAAGACCCAGACUGCUGCGGGGAGUCCAAAGGCCCAGCCACGGAGCCCCACGAGCCCACACAAGUGCUGGCCUGCAGACUGACACGAUCAAAGCCGCUAACUGGGGCAAACACAUCAGCAAACAUAACUGGAUAUGAGCUGUGAAAAGCUCCACUGGAAUUUACUUAAACGCAUAUUUAUAGUUUGCCAUGUCCUCCAUUUACACUGAUCAGCCACAACAUAAACACCCGACGGGUGAAGUGAAAAAUAAUUGGAUUAUUUCGUUAAUAUACUUUGUUUAGCUGGUCAGCUUUGAUUUGGCUUAUGUCACUUGAUAGACAAAAUUUAGACUCUCACACCACAAAAACUGCUGAGGCACAGCUCAAGAACAUGUGGAGUCAGCCUCCACAAACCCACAGAACCAAAAAAUCCUGUUGCCAGAAAUCCCUUUUCAGGCUCCGACGAGUCAGAGCCGGGAUACUAAUGCUGUUGCUGAUCAGUGUACAAAAUAUUGUUAAGAGAAUAUUAUAUUUCCAUAAGAUUCUUCAAUGGUUAUUAUUUACUUUAGGUCUCUAAGAUAUGUUUAUUUUCUCUAUGACAUGCCUUGAGAUGUUACAUUUAUCAUUUGCACACCACUAAUAUUUUACUAUUAAGGGCAACACAUCAUUACCACAUAAUGUACAUCCAAAAAAUACAUCUAUUGGUUUUCCAUACACAUGCGCACACAGUGGCGUAGUGUACAGUUAUACCCCAAUGUCAUCAAAAAUCAUCACAUGGACGUCACAUCGUCCAGCGUGACUGAACUGAAUGAAUGUUGCUCUGUGGUCCUCCUUUCCU